AUGCCUGAUGAUGUCGAACUGCGGCAGGAGAUUCUGCAAAGGACGCUGGAGGAAGUAGCGCAGGAGAAGAAACAGCACCAGAACCACCGGAACGAAAACGCGGAAGAGGAAGGAGCGGCCAAUCCGUGUGUGAUAUGCUUGGACGCGAUCGCAGAGCCGGGAAUAGCUAUACCUUGCGGACAUGCGAAUUUUGAUUUUCUCUGCUUCUUGAGUUGGUUGGAACAGCGGCCGAGUUGCCCUCUGUGCAAGAAGGAAGUUAUUUCGGUGAAAUACGACCUAGAUGCUGCUGAAGGUCCCAAAAUUUACAAGUUACCUCCUCCGGCUCCUCCCACUGCUCCUACGUCUACAACUGCACCUCCGUCGCAUCGUCCACAUCGACCGGAUUUCCGUCGCGGCCGCCGUCCUCCCAGAGAAGCGCAACGCCCCCGAGCACCAGAACCAGAUGACCCCCUCCUGCGACGAAGACAUGUUUAUCGCAACCAGCUAUAUUCCCUACGAGUCGGCUCGAAUCGUCUCUCGCAAUACCGCGAGUUAACACCAGAGCUCUUCAACUGCGACGAACAACUAGUAUCGCGCGCGAGAAAAUGGAUCCGACGCGAACUGCGCGUAUUCAGCUUCUUAAACCCCGAUCCCGAAGAAGAAGACGAAGGACCAGGCCCUAGUCGCAAUAACCGAAUAGCCCAUCCCGGCCAACAACGACUAGAAAACCGCCGCGGAAACAACGCCGAGUUCCUCCUCGAGUAUGUCAUUGCAAUCCUCCGCACAGUCGAUGUGAAAGGAAGUGCUGGGCAGGCGGAAGAACUACUGCGCGACUUUUUGGGAAGGGAUAAUGCUCGGUUGUUUCUGCAUGAGCUGUCGUCUUGGUUGCGGAGUCCUUAUAUGUCUCUCGAGGACUGGGAUCGCAAUGUGCAGUAUGAGGAUACAGUAGGGAGACCUUCGAGAGUCCCAGGUCCGCGAGGGUUGGAGCAUGAUCGUCGUUCGACUCCUGUUUUUGGGCCAGAUAGGCGCUCUGGGCGUGGGAGGAUAUCGAAGCCAUAUUCCCCAAGAAGACCAUAUGAUCGGGGGAGGUCGCGAGAUGCGUCGACACAAGCGCGACGAAUACAGUCCGCACGAGACAGGUAUAUCCCUGAUUAA
Molecule: messenger RNA, 1134 nt
Organism: Aspergillus chevalieri
Lineage: Eukaryota; Fungi; Ascomycota; Eurotiomycetes; Eurotiales; Aspergillaceae
Product: RING finger domain protein
Exons: 2
Coding region: 1-1134 (377 amino acids)
Biological process (GO): protein polyubiquitination; protein monoubiquitination
Molecular function (GO): ubiquitin protein ligase activity
Source: RefSeq, a predicted model, not a curated record